UCUUCGCCCGUCAGCUCGCAGCCACAUCUGAGCCAAUGGUAGCGCGGACGCGGCUCCCGCAGCCAAUGACGGAGCAGCGUCGGCGCGCACUGCUGUGGACGACGGCGGCGGCUACCAUGGACUGGAGCAGCGUCCUCUUCGGUCUCACUAACUUUUAGCAUUAAGUUUCCGCACGAGCGCAACGGAGUGAGGCCGCAGACGCUGCUCUGAGCAGCCAUGGGCGAGAUCGAGGGUUCAUACCGGGUCCUGCAGACCCCCGGCACCAGGCUGGGGGCCCAGUUCAACGCUGGUAUCAGCACCUUGGAGCCGGGCCAGAGCCUCAGUGCCAACAUGGUCACUGGGAGCAAAAGCCAUGGGCGAGGACUGCAGGUCCGCGUGCAGGCGCUGGAUGAGUCCCAGGAGUUCUUCGACAUAGAUUCAAAAGCUCUUGGACAAGCUCUCCUCUCCGAGGUUUACCACAGAGGCAACCUCAUCGAGAGUGAUUACUUUGGCCUCGAGUUUCAGAACAUGCAGAUGAACUGGGUUUGGCUUGAACCCACAAAGCCCAUUGUGAAACAAGUAAGAAGACCAGCAAAUACACUAUUUAGACUCUCUGUAAAAUUCUUUCCUCCGGACCCCGGUCAGCUGCAGGAGGAGUACACAAGGUACUUGUUCUCGCUGCAGAUGAAGAGAGACCUGAUAGAGGGCAGAUUGAUCUGCACUGAAAACACAGGCGCUCUGCUGGCCUCUCACCUUGUCCAGUCGGAGAUUGGCGACUACGACGAUGCAGCAGACAGGGACUUUCUGAGGAUGAACAAGCUGUUGCCUUACCAAGAGAAGGUGCAGGAGAGAAUCAUGGAGCUCCACCGGAGGCACCUGGGCCAGUCUCCCGCUGAAUCAGAUUUCCAAAUCCUGGAAAUCGCUCGUAAACUGGAGAUGUAUGGAGUUCGCUUCCACCCAGCAGCAGACCGGGAAGGCACCAAGAUCGACCUGGCUGUGGCUCAUAUGGGUCUGCAGGUUUUUCAGGGCCACACAAAAAUAAAUACCUUCAACUGGUCCAAGAUUCGCAAACUUAGUUUCAAAAGGAGGCGGUUCCUCAUCAAACUCCACCCAGAGGUCCAUGGCCCCCAUCAGGAUACUCUGGAGUUUCUGAUGGCCAGCAGAGACCAGUGUAAAGUCUUUUGGAAGAUCUGUGUAGAGUACCACUCAUUUUUUCGCUUACUAGACCAACCUCAACCCAAAUCCAAAACUAUGCUCUUCAAUAGAGGCUCUUCCUUCAGAUACAGUGGGAGGACUCAAAAGCAGCUCGUGGAGUAUGUCAGGGAAAAUGGAUCAAAGAGAACACCAUACCAGAGGAGAAACAGUAAAGUACGAAUGUCUUCUCGAUCCAUCGUAACAGAUGUGCCAAAACAGAGUUUGUCAUUCAAUGACAGUCUCAGAACCACAGCCUCCCCUGCCUCUGCUACUGUUUCCUUCCAACCAGCACACAUCUCCGGCCUCCUCCCAAGAUCAGAACUCCAACCUCAGCCUCUGACCGCGCUGCAUCGGUCUCCAGUGCUUCCCCAGCAGUACCAGAACCAGCAGCAGGUUCAGUUCCCGCUGCAAGCUGCCAGACCCCCCAGCCCACCGAAGGAAGAACCUGUCAAGGCUGCUCCCCCAUCUCACUACGCUUUUCAAGACUCGACCGUGGACAGCCCUCAGCUCUCGCCCUUCAACUCCAAGGGCCCCCUCUGCCUGUCGCCCUCCUUCCAGAUGUCGACCCUCAGCCUGCCCGGCCAGACGCCGUCGCCCCUGCAAAGCCCCAUCCUGAGCGAGGUGGGCAGCAAUGCCAGGCUAGAGGAGGAGGAGGAGGGCAGGAGGAAGCGAUAUCCAACGGAUAAAGCCUAUUUCGUUGCCAAAGAGAUUCUGACCACAGAGCGGACCUACCUUAAGGACCUCGAGGUCAUCACAGUGUGGUUCCGCAGUGCUGUGAUCAAAGACAACGCCAUGCCCGAAGGCUUGAUGACCCUCCUCUUCUCCAACAUCGAUCCCAUCUAUGAGUUUCACCGAGGCUUCCUCAAAGAGCUGGACCAGAGGCUGGCUCUCUGGGAAGGACGCUCUAACGCUCACGUCAAAGGGGACUACCAGAGGAUCGGCGACGUCAUGCUGAAGAACAUGUGUGCCCUGAAGGAGUUCACCGGCUACCUGCAGAAGCACGACGAGGUGCUGACAGAGCUGGAAAAAGCCACCAAAAGGCUGAAGAAGCUGGAGACGGUCUAUAAGGAGUUUGAGCUGCAGAAGGUCUGCUACCUGCCCCUCAACACGUUCCUGCUCAAGCCCAUCCAGCGCCUCAUGCACUACAAACUCAUCUUGGAGAGACUGUGCAAGCAUUAUUCCCCUGCACACCGCGACCACGAUGACUGCAAACAGGCUCUGAAGGAGGUAGCAGAGAUCGCCACCCAGCUGCAGAGCAGUCUUAUCCGACUGGAGAACUUCCAGAAGCUAACAGAACUUCAGCGAGACCUGAUCGGCAUAGAGAACUUAACAGCACAAGGCAGAGAAUUCAUUCGAGAGGGGUGUCUGUACAAACUCACCAAGAAGGGACUGCAGCAAAGAAUGUUUUUCCUGUUCUCAGACAUGCUCCUCUACACAAGCAAAGGCGUCACUGCGACCAAUCAGUUUAAAGUGCACGGCCAGCUGCCUCUUCACGGCAUGAUACUCAUAGUGCUGGAUGCACCGAUUGAGGAAAGUGAAAAUGAGUGGUCCGUCCCCCACUGCUUCACCAUCUACUCUGCUCAGAGGACCGUGGUGGUGGCUGCCAGCUCCAAGGUGGAGAUGGGGAAGUGGAUCGAGGACCUGAACAUGGCUAUAGACCUGGCCAAGAAGUCUCAGGAUAAAUCCAGCAUCUUCCUUGAUGCAGAACUGGGCGAUCGCUCCAACCGAUCAUCCGACGAGGUUUCUCUUGAGCAGGAGUCGGAGGAUGAUAUGAACUCUUCUCGCACUUCACUGGACAAGCAGACACACCACCGUGCCAACACAACCAUGCACGUGUGCUGGCACCGCAACACCAGUGUGUCUAUGUCUGAUCACAGCCUGGCUGUGGAGAACCAGCUGUCCGGCUACCUGCUGAGGAAGUUCAAGAACAGCAAUGGGUGGCAGAAGCUCUGGGUAGUUUUUACCAACUUCUGCCUCUUCUUCUAUAAGACUCACCAGGAUGACUUCCCCUUGGCGAGCCUCCCCCUGCUCGGCUACACGGUGAGCACCCCCGACGAGUCGGACAGCAUCCACAAGGAGUACGUCUUCAAGCUGCAGUUCAAGUCCCACGUCUACUUCUUCAGAGCGGAGAGCGAGUACACCUUCGAGAGAUGGAUGGAGGUAAUCAAGAGUGCAGCCAGCACCACGGGCCGGAUGAGCCUGCUCAUACCUAAAGGAGGUACCAUGGAGAUGAACGGGACCUGAAUCAGACCCCGCGUUUCUGGAGGCUGGGCCUUCACAGCGUCAAGACUUUAAUCAGUCAAGCAAUGGAAACGCCUAAAGACUGAAAGAUGCUCAUGUUUUAAUUGUUAACAUUUCUUUCCUAAAUGCUUGUGGUCUGUAAGUUUCUUUGAUUCAAUGAUGUAAAUGAUAACAUUUGUUCCAGUAUGCAGGAUAUAAUGAAAGGGAGAGCUGUACAUUAUAAGUUAAUUGCAUAUGUAGUGCUAAGUUUAUCCGUUUAUGCUGACUGAUUUUUGGGGAAUACCGUUUUAUGGGACCAAAUCCUACACAAAGGGCUUAAAUCCAACAUUUUUCUAAGGGACUUCUGUCUGUGAUGACUGAAGCUUUGUUGGGUGCAGCUCUAUUAGUAGGACACAAAUGAUGACAUAGCACGUGGGAAAUGAAGGUAUAAAAUAGCUGCUUUGAAAGAGCCUGUGGUGUGAGUGAGGCGAAGGCGAGAAAGAAGGUUUACGGCACGUUGAGAGAAGUUUAAGACAAGUCGUUCUGGGAGAUGCAUCAAAGGUGCUGCUGUUUAGCAAAGGUUGUUAGGAAGGUUUUAGGGCAUGAACCUGGACAAAUUGUUUGCAUUAGUAGUAUUUAUUUCUAAAACUCUUCAUUUUGCCUGAUGAAGAGAAGAAAUCCAAGCUUGUUUGAAAUGCUGAGGAAGCAGCUGCUGUUUAAUUUGCCUGCUCACUUACAGUAGGCAGCGUUACGGCCAGUUUGGUGCUACGUUUCUCUUUCAUACUCGUGUAACGUCUUCAUCCUGGGACUGUUUCUGCAUUGGGAUGAUGACUAGAGGAAAUGCUGUGCAGUGCUUGCUCUAGUGUUUACUUUGUGUAAAAGGUAGCAACUUCUUUCUAAUCCAAGCAGACGAACACUUUGAAGUAACUACUUGGUGUGUGUGACUGUAGACAAGCGAGACCCCUUUAACUCGCUUCAUGCUAUCCUUUAAUACACCCUUUGUAUGAAGACUGGAAUCUUUAGUCUCUGCAUGUGCAGUUGUGUGUGUACAGCAUGUGUGUAUUUUGAGUGUAUGAGAUGUGCGGAAAAGCCAACUGCGUAGUCCUGGCUACAUCAGCUCCACCUCUGGAGCUGUGGAUGAUGACGAUGAUGAUGAUGAUGGAGGUCAAACUCGAAGUAUUCUGCAUUCAAGCAUUCUGCUCAUGUGAGACUGACUCUGUUGCACAGUAAAUGUCCAGCAUGUUACUCCUAUUUAUUGUUUAGCGUGUCCUGUCUCCUGUAGUCUCCAUGUUAUUCUACUUCCUAACAAAUAAAAAAAAAUCAAUCUGA
Molecule: messenger RNA, 4722 nt
Organism: Betta splendens (Siamese fighting fish)
Lineage: Eukaryota; Metazoa; Chordata; Actinopteri; Anabantiformes; Osphronemidae
Gene: farp2
Product: FERM, RhoGEF and pleckstrin domain protein 2
Exons: 28
Coding region: 217-3417 (1066 amino acids)
Cellular component (GO): cytoskeleton
Molecular function (GO): guanyl-nucleotide exchange factor activity; cytoskeletal protein binding
Source: RefSeq, a predicted model, not a curated record